This is a messenger RNA of Cantharellus anzutake, 444 nucleotides long. RefSeq lists its product as uncharacterized. NCBI's taxonomy places the organism in Eukaryota, Fungi, Basidiomycota, Agaricomycetes, Cantharellales, Hydnaceae. The transcript has a single exon. Bases 1 to 444 code for a protein of 147 amino acids. The record is from RefSeq and is a predicted model, not a curated record.
AUGCCCAGUGAUCCUAAAUCUCAUCACUUUCCCCCCUGGCUCAAGAAGACGCGGCACCCUUCUGAGCUUUCUGUCAAUCGGUUGCAGGUCUCAACACCCCCUUCCUCCAACAACCAGAUCAUCGGGCCCACCACUGCAUAUGACAGAAGGAAUGACAAAGACCAGGGAAGCCCCGCAGGACUGCAUUCUGGCACCCUUACUGCUACAGCGCCUGCUCUUCUACUUCCUGGUGACUUACAGGAUGAUACCACAGAGCAACGGACAUUGUCAUAUCCAUACAAUCCUGACCUCCGCUCCGGGCUCCCGGAACUCCGAACUCCGACUUCCGGAGUCCUACUUCCCUUCCGUUGUAGGAGAAAUAACGGCCACACUAUGGAAACCCAUUAUGGAAAUAUGCCAGAUAAAUCACAAAACCUCAUACGACAAGUAGAUAUGAGAACAUAG